AAUGGAGCAACUGAACAGCGCAUAGAACUAACUGAAUCAGCCAUGAAUGUCAAUGAGGGGGAAAUCCUACAUGCCUCUAAAAACUUGGCUGUAACUCAGGAAUGCAUGGAGGACAUUGAUAAUACUCAGAGGAGACACAACAUCCGCCUCCGUGGUGUCCCCAAUUCAGUGUCAGAUUUAUCCAGUUUUGCAGCUGACUUAUUCAAAAGCCUGUUGCCCAAUGAGACUGUCCAGGUGGAUUAUCUAUUCAGGAUACAGCACAAAACUAAAAACUCUCAUAUGCCCCGUGACAUCUUAGUUAGGUUACCCCUGAUAUCACAAAGGGAAGCUCUGCUGAAGGCUGCAAGGAAAAUAAACAUGAAUCAAUUCAAAGGCACCAAAGUACAACUGUAUGCUGAUUUAUCACCUUCUACUUUAGAAAAGAGAAAGGCUAUGAGGCCCCUGGUGAUCUGGCUGCAACAGAAUUCUGUCAAAUACCGUUGGCUGUUUCCCUUUGCAAUUGCAUUUGAAUUUAAGGGUUGGAUCUAUCAGUUUACAACAUUGGAUGAUGCUUGCAGGGUGCUACUACAGGAACAUGGGAUCAACAUAUCUACUGAUACAAUUGAUAUACCUCCUAAGAAACAACAGGUUAUCCCUUCCCCACGGUCUAGUCCUACACACUCCACUCCUUCUACAGAUGCCUGUCUGGAGCAGGAUCUCCCUUCUGCUGCAUCACAUGAUUAUACUGGAACCCUAAGGAAAACCCCUAUUCCCAGCACUGCUGAUGUUAUGCCUCCUUCUGUAGAGAAUGGACUGGAGAAGCAAAGCCCUCCUGAGACAAUAUCUACAUCAAGCCAUGGCGACUUUAUGCUUCCGGCUAAAGCAAAUGACCCAAAAACAUCAGGCCUUCCAGAGAUACGCUCUACACCCAUGUCUGCUGAAUAUAUGCCUUCAUCUGGAGACAAUAACCUGGAGAAGUCAGGCCUUCCAGAGGCAAACUCCAAUCUCACCUCUGCUGAAUAUAUGCCUCCAUCUGCAGAGAAUAUACUGGAGAAGUCAGGCCUUUCAGAGGUAAACCCUAAUCCCAUCUCUGAUGAAUAUAUGCCUCAAUCUGAUACUAUGCAGAAGUCAGACCUUCCAGAGGUAAACCCUACUCCCACCUCUGCUGAAUACAUGCCUCCAUCUGGAGAGAAUAUUGUAAAGAAGUCAGGCCUUCAAGAGGUAAACCCUACUCCCACCUCUGCUGAAUAUAUGUCUUCAUCUGGAGAGAAUAUACUGGAAAAGUCAGGUCUUCUAGAGAUAAACCCUGCUCCCAUCUCUUAUGAAUAUUUGCCUCCAUCUGGAGAGAAUACCCAAAAGAAGUCAGGUCUUCCAGAGAUUAUACCUUUCCCCACCUCUGAUGAAUACAUGCAACCAUCUAGAGAGAAUAUCCUUAACGAGGCAGGCCUUCCAGAGAUAAACCCUUCUUCCACCUCUCCUGAACAUAUGCCUCAGUCUGGAGAGAAUAUUCUGAAGAAGUCAGACCUUCCAGAGAAAACCCCUACUCCCUCCUCUGCUGAAUCUGUAACUCAAUCUGGAGAGAAUAGCCUGGGGAAGCUAAGCCUUCCAGAGAUAAACCCUACUCCCCAUUCUUCUGGUUGUACUCCUCUUUCUGGAGACAAUGACCUGGAGAAGUCAGUCCUUCCAGGGAUAUACUCUACUCCCACCUCUGCUCAAUAUAUGUCUCCUUCUGGAGAAAAUAACCUGGAAAAGUCACAAAUUCCAGAGAUAAAUACUACUCUCAGUUCUGCUCAUUGUAUGCCUCCUUCUGGACAAAAUGACCUGGAGAAGUUAUGUUCUCUUGAGACAAACUACACAUGUAGCUCUGCGGAUAGUAGGCCUCUUUUUGGAGAGAAUGACCUGGAGAAGUCAAGCCCUCAUAAGAAAAACUCUGCUUCCAGUCCUACCAACAAUAUGGCUCCUUAUAGAGAAAAUCACCCACAGAUGUCAGGCCCUCCUAAGACAGACACAGCUACUUUGUGUUGUUGUGAGGGCAACAUUGUUGAAAUACAGUAG
Messenger RNA from Xenopus laevis (African clawed frog), 2034 nucleotides. It is a transcript of the gene megs.S, whose product is annotated as flocculation protein FLO11. The record is from RefSeq and is a predicted model, not a curated record. Bases 43 to 2034 code for a protein of 663 amino acids. Lineage: Eukaryota; Metazoa; Chordata; Amphibia; Anura; Pipidae. The transcript has a single exon.